GCGCGGGCGGAGCGGCCUCGCCUUCCGAUUGGUCGGCUUGCUCCCCGCUGUGCCCGCCCCCCGGCACGCAGCCAAUAGGAGCGGGGCCCUCGCGCCCCGGCCGCCCUGCCCCCGCGCUUGCCGCAGGGGCGGAGCGGGCGCUGUUCUCCUUGGAGCCAGGGGCGGCAGCGGGGGCAGGGACGGGGCGGAGCGCCCCCCGCGUCCGGGGCUGGCGGGCCCCAGGGGCAGCCUGCAGGCAUCCGCACUGCGGAGGCCGGGCGGAGCUUGCGGGCUGGUCUGUGCCGGUCCGGUCCGGUCCGCCCGGCGGCGGAGCGGGCCCGCCCUAUCCGUGUAUGUCGGUGGCGGUGCCGCAGCAAGCCGGGCCUCCCGGCCGCGGGGGCGGCGGGCGUGGCCAGAGUGUGCCGUGUGCUGAGGAGACGCUGGAAAAUAAAUCCCAGCUGCCGGCCGGCUGCUCGGAGGUGGCGCCUCCUGGCCUGGUGUGGUCGCCCUUCGUCCCGCUUUCUUGUUGGAUUGCUGUGUUCCGCUCCUUCUGCCCUGGUGCCGCAGGUCUGACGCUCAGGCCGUCGAUGGAAUUCAGUCUAUGUGAUCCCUCUUUCCUUGCAACUUACUUUCAAAGGGAAGAAAUGAGACUGAAACUUCUGCACCGUCAGCUGAGAUCUUUCCACGCUUUAACAACAAUAUGCCAGUGCCAAAGCUUUAGCAAAACUGGAUAUCUGCUAUUAAACCUGGAUAAUGAAGUUGAAAGAGCAGCUCACAGAACGGCAAGGUCUUGGGAUUUGUAUGCACUGAAACCUGCAUUCCCUUGGUUGACAAGUCAAGUGCAAGUCAAGAAUCAGCAUUUUCUCCAAGGAAUUCUGUCUGCUUUGGAAAGAAAUGUUUAUUAUCAGAGUGGGGAGGGUUUUCUCUCAUCCUGGAGACGUUUGGGGGCAACAGUGAUGGAAAACUACAGGCUCAAUACAGAGUGGAUCAAAAAGCUUAGGAACACAUCAUCGAGAUUUUAUGCAGUUGUGUCAGCUGGUAAAACUGUCCCCAAAGCCAGUAACCAGCCAGUUAAGAGGCCACCAAAGGCACCAAGGACCAAGCAGCCAUCCAGAACGAACCUGCCGCUCUCAGACAUGGAGAAUCUGAUGCAGUGCACAGCCUUUGCAACAGCAGAUGAAUAUCACCUUGGUAAUCUGUGUCAUGACCUGACUUCACAUGGAUAUGUUGAAAUAACAAGUUUGCCUAGAGAUGCUGCAAAUGUUUUGGUGGUCAGUACUGAGAAAUCUGCAAAAGAAGAUGAUCCUGGCAUGAUUUUUUUCUUCAGGGAAGGGGCUGUUGUAUUUUGGAAUGUGGAAGAGAAAAGUAUGAAGAAUAUCAUGCGAGUGCUAGAGCACCAUGAAAUUCAGCCAUACGAAGUUGCACUGGUCCAUUGGGAGAAUGAAGAGCUGAACUAUAGAAUAGGAGAAGGUCAGUCAAAGCUCCAUAAAGGACAAAUCUUGUUAAAUUCUGAGCUGGAUAGUGAUGAAGUUAUUCUGCAGAAAUUUGCCUUUUCAAAUGCUCUUUGUCUUUCUGUGAAGCUAGCUAUUUGGGAAUCAUUACUGGAUAACUUUGUGGAAUCUAUCCAGUCAAUUCCUGAGAUUCUAAAGUCACGAAGGAAGGUGAAACUCUCUCAUGCAGAUGUGAUGCAGAAAAUUGGAGAACUCUUCGCACUAAGACACCGUAUAAAUCUGAGCUCAGACCUGCUAAUAACACCAGACUUCUACUGGGAUAGAGAAAAACUGGAAGAGCUUUAUGACAAGACUUGCCAGUUUCUCAACAUUAAUCGCAGAGUUAAGGUAAUGAAUGAAAAGCUCCAGCACUGCAUGGAGCUGACAGACCUAAUGCGAAAUCACCUGAAUGAAAAGCACGCGCUGCGCCUUGAGUGGAUGAUAGUAAUACUAAUCACCAUAGAGGUUCUGUUUGAACUUGCAAGGGUAGUUUUCUGAUGACAGAACAAACUCAGAAAGAAGAAAACAGACAAAACAAUAGAAAACACAAGACUUGGAAAAUUCCGAUCAGAUGCUUCUGGAGAAUCAUAAAAUUGUGUCUCUUGAUAAAUCUCUAAAUCUUCUGAUCAAAUAAAAAAAAAAUUCAAAUCAGUCUGUGAAAUUAUUCCCAGCCGCUGUACUAAUAAUGUUAGAGAGGGCUUAACCUAUGGAUGGAUCUCAUCUGUGCUGACUGUAUUUGGUGAAAGACUCCACUGCUUUCUCCCUUAACAGUUAAAAUGAUGCUGAAUAAAUUGCUACUUUGUGUAUUUCUGAUA
This is a messenger RNA of Passer montanus (Eurasian tree sparrow), 2284 nucleotides long. It is a transcript of the gene RMND1, whose product is annotated as required for meiotic nuclear division 1 homolog. Gene Ontology annotation, biological process: positive regulation of mitochondrial translation. The transcript has 12 exons. The coding region runs from base 333 to 1967 and encodes 544 amino acids. NCBI's taxonomy places the organism in Eukaryota, Metazoa, Chordata, Aves, Passeriformes, Passeridae. The record is from RefSeq and is a predicted model, not a curated record.